AAUGAAACACAUGGACUUGCCAUACCCUGUCGGUAGUAGGGCAAAGGUGUUUUGUUCGUUUAAAACACUUUCAAUAACACGUAUUUGUUCUUUCUUUAAGCUGAAAUCAAAACUGAAAAUGUUCUUUAUGGAAUUGAAUACUGCAAUUACAUCCUCCUCAUCCAUAUUUGGGUAGUUCCCUCUUUAACACUUAGUUUUAAUUAAUAACUUCCGGUUUUCCUGAUGAAGAAUGGAAGGGAAGAGAUUGCUGAGUACUCCUCUGAAGACUCCCAGAAAAAUCAAGCUUUUCCGACCAUCGGGAACCACACCAAAGAAACUCAAAGAAGUUCCACACAUUGAACAAAAGGCUAAAAAAAAUGCUGCUUAUGCAGCAAGAUGUAUUGAAAAUUACAAAUAUCAGAAAGCCUUCUCUCAUCUAUAUCGACACUAUGCUGGAGCCAGACGUGCGAUUCUCGUUUUAGUAAAACGGGAAAUAAGAAAAGGCAUUCAGAUGUUACUUCGGGACAAGGAGAACAAAGUACACAAUAAAUGUACUUACGAAAACCUGAAGGAUUUCAAGUGGCCAUAUUUUACUGAAGCUUUGGAACAGUUUGUUCCAAUAUUAUCAACGGCCAUCACGGCAGCCAUAACCACUAAAAAGAAUGAACGCAGUUUAGCAGGGUCUAGGGGACAAUCUUUGAUUCCAGCCAUUGGUCUUGUUGCAAGUAUUCUACUUCACAUGCGCUCACCAAAAAUGAAUUUAGUCCAGGGACUCCAUGGGGUUGAGCUGUGGAGAUGCGGCGCGCAAAGAAAGAUAUUUCCUCAUCUAAACAGAAUGGGAUUUUGUGUCAGUUAUGACACCACACUCAAUAUUCUGUCCAAAAUUCGUGUGAAUGUAGACGAGAAGGCUUGGGACAUGAAGAAAAAUAUUGAGGAACAUAUGUCGCUUGGAUUCUACGAGCCGUUGGCGACAGAAACAGACUCCGAUUCCGAUUCCGGAGACAGAACAGAGGAAGAAAGAAGUGAAGAUUCGGAAGAAAUAGAUCAAACAAUCUCAUCUUCGGAAUCGGAAUCGGAUAGCUAUUUACCGAUGGCGAAUAUAGAUGGGGAAAGCGCAUCUUCUGAAAGAUACAUAGGAAAGGAACUACAAUCAAAAGGGUACUGUCUUGUAUGGGACAACGUGGGGAAGAUGGUACGCGUGUCACGUCAGAGCAGUGAACGGCAGAACAAAAUGUUGCUAUGGGCAUUGUCGUAUUGCGUGGAAAAUCGUAUUGCAACCUGUCACAUGAAUGAUCAAAUUGUUACCAGGGCUAUAGAUAUCCCAUUAGAAAAGUUUCUUCCUAGACAAGCAGAUUUCAAAGAAGUCCGACAAAGAAUGACCGUCAUUGUUGCCAGGAUCAUAGUUCAGGAAAUUCCAUUUUUCAAGGAACAUUUUAUGGACUGUGUGCCUAAGCAUAUUCGACACAAGUUUUGGAGAGAAUCUUCAAAAAAAAGCAAUGUGAUCAACUUGGGCGUCUGUCAGGAAAAUCCAUCAACAAUAGAAGGGACAAUAAGAAUAUUAGAAAAGCUGCAGGAAUACGUUCCGACACAUGGACAUCGCAUUUUCCCAUUGAUAUGUUAUGGUGAUGGGUUAUCUUGUGAACGCCAUAACGAUGCUCACCUGGCCCGCUCUAAUGCUGGAACACCUUUAGCUGGAUUACAAGGUCUACAACCUGUGGUUCAGGAGCUUCACAAGAGGAUGCUUCUAACUCAGGAUAUUAUGGACAUCUUCUUUAGUGGCAAAAGUGCAGCAGAUAAAGGAACAUUGUUCUACUUGAAAAAUGUAUUUGGGCACCGGGCAGUGAAGAAACAGGUUGGUGAUGCAUUCAAUCACAUAUCGACUUUUCUAAAAUUCGUAACUUAUGGAUAUACGAUGUUAGCGGCAAUGGAAGUUCUCGGCAUGGAAUCCCUCUCUGAUAGUCCGAUAGACAUCGGCGAAAUCUAUGAUAGACAAAGGUAUUUAACGAAUGUCGCCGAGAAAGUAGUAGAGUUAGUAUGGUUUGAAAUGGACGUGACCAAAAUCCUGAAUGCUGGUGGAGAAGUCAGGGACUAUAACUUCUGCUUUUGUAAAGAAGAUCUUGGCGAUGAUGCACCAAUGGUUGAGUGCACAGGGAUGCAUUGCCCUGGCAAAAAUUGGUUUCAUGUAGACUGCAUUACGGGAGGACAGGGAGACGUUGAUAUACCCGAUGACUUUGCGUGCUCUGAGGAAUGCAGACGGUCAUAUAAGUUCUGUUGUGGUGUAGAUUUAGGGCGAAGGGAACCAAUGAUUGCUUGUGAUAAUCCCGGGUGCCCCGUUGAGUGGUUUCAUAUGAAGUGCAUAGGGUUGGCGUCAGCACCAAGCGGUGAGUGGUAUUGCAGUCGUUGUAAAGACAUAGCGAAAACAGACGAAGUUGUAGAUAAACCAGAUUUGCAUAAUAUGUAUGUGAAAGCGCUAACGUACAUGGGACUAAUGGAUUUGGUCAGACAUGAUGCAGUACGAGAGAACGAUGGUGAGGCCAUGAUGGGACAUUGGAGAAUGGAUUUAGUGCAAUUCCAUAAUAGGCACCAUCCAAAAUAUGUAGUUUUAGCACAUCGAUUGCUCGCAGGUAUUGAGGGGUGGUUACCUGAGAGACUGAGGAUGGACAGUAUAUGGAACAGGACUGUCAACCUUACCGCUGGACCUGGACGUAAUAUGGAGGCAGAUAUCGUCAACGAAUUUCUAAACAAAGAAUUCAAAGAUUCUCUGAAAGAUGCUGGCGGCAAUCUUACCGUGGAAACAGUAGCCCGACACAGCCAGAUGGUGGGGUCUUUUGGGAAGACGUUAGACAAAAUAUUCAUGGAAGCUGCUGAUCUCAAUUUUAGAGACUUCACUAAACAUGAAUCUGACAAAUUUUCAAGUGAUUUACCUCACUUUGUUAAACUUCUACACAAAGAAAACUUCUUCAAAGUUGUUCCUGACCGAUCAUUUCAUGCUUUUCAGAACUUUUCGUUCGAUGUUAAUGCUUUAUUUCCAGAAAGGCUUCAGAAGAAAUUAGUGCAACGAUCAAAAGAGCUAGACAAAAUAAGGCGAAACACUGCAAAAUUUUAGGAAAUUCAUGUCGAAUAAUGUGCAUGGUGAGAGAGUACGUAAUAAAUGUUUAU
This is a messenger RNA of Saccostrea cuccullata (small rock oyster), 3138 nucleotides long. RefSeq lists its product as uncharacterized. The coding region runs from base 230 to 3085 and encodes 951 amino acids. The record is from RefSeq and is a predicted model, not a curated record. Gene Ontology annotation, biological process: regulation of DNA-templated transcription. The transcript is spliced from 13 exons. NCBI's taxonomy places the organism in Eukaryota, Metazoa, Mollusca, Bivalvia, Ostreida, Ostreidae. Gene Ontology annotation, molecular function: histone acetyltransferase activity. Gene Ontology annotation, cellular component: nucleus; histone acetyltransferase complex.